AUGGGAGAGCCUACGUACAAUGCCAUUGAAGACUACGGCUUGAUCGGGGACAUGCACACCUGUGCCCUGAUCAGCAAGGCUGGUAGUCUGGAUUUCAUGUGCUGGCCAGUCUUUGACUCUCCUAGUGUCUUUUGUCGCCUUUUGGACGACAAGAAAGGAGGAUUCUUCUCUGUGGAGCCUCACAAGACGGUGGUCGAUUCCCACAGCAAGCAGCGGUAUCUCCCAUACUCGAAUCUACUCGAAACCCGGUGGACCAACGAGGAUGGUGUCGUGACCAUGCUGGACUACUUUCCUGUCAGCCCUAGAAAGGGUGCGCAAUCCGCUCGGUUGCUGUCGGGAUACUGUCCCUGCAACGAACCAGGGACUAACCGCUUCAAGUCGGGAUUGCAGCACUCGGGCCUGAUUAGAAAGCUGGAGUGUGGCCGUGGCACGAUGGAACUGCAAGUGGAGCUCUUCCCGGCUUUUAACUAUGCACGAGACUCGCACAACACACGUGCAAAGCUGGAAAAUGACCUUUCCAAGCACCGGCUCCAGACUGUCCAUUUCGAGAGCGAGUCCGAGCGCUUGCAGCUUGAGAUCUUUGCUGAUUCCUGGGAACCAGACAAGCUUGGUCUCCCCGCGGCGUCUUUCAAACUGGAGGAACGAGAGGGUUUAAAUGGUCGGGGAUUGGUGGCAUGGAUUCGUCUAUCCGAAGGCCAGACAGUCUCUCUGGUGUUGCACAGUCCCGAGAAGGCCGUUCCCAGUUCGGCCACGAUGGGAGCUUACCUCCUCAAGAUGGAGGAAGAAACUUCCGAAUACUGGACCAACUGGACACGCAAGUGUGCCUUCCGUGGUCAUUACCGUGAGACAGUUGAGCGCAGCCUUCUGAUUCUGAAGCUCUUGACCUACAAACCCACAGGUGCAAUUGUUGCGGCGCCCACCUUUUCACUCCCGGAAAACGUUGGCGGCACUCGAAACUGGGAUUAUCGGUACUCCUGGGUGCGUGACACGGCCUUUACGCUGUAUGUCUUCCUCAAAAUGGGCUACAGCGAGGAGGCGCAAGCGUAUGUCAACUUCAUCUUCGAACGGAUCUUCCCUCACGCUUCCCAAGACAUUGAUCCCAGCAGCAAACGGCCCUUCUUGCCGCUAAUGUUCACUAUCCGGGGUGAGUGCGAUAUUCCCGAGGUGGAAUUGGACCACCUCGAUGGAUACAAAGGCAGCAAGCCCGUCCGCAUUGGCAAUGCUGCUGUGUUCCACACGCAGCUGGAUAUCUACGGUGAACUGUUGGACAGUAUCUAUCUGUACAACAAACACGGUAACCCCAUCACCUAUGAUCAGUGGAUCUCCAUCCGGCGUAUGAUCAACUAUGUUGUCGGUGUCCAGCAACUGAAGGAUAUGUCCAUCUGGGAAUCGCGUGGUCAAAUCCAAAACUUUAUCUAUUCGAAGAUCAUGAUGUGGGUGGCCCUGGAUCGUGGAAUUCGCCUCGCGGAGAAGCGUGCUAGCCUCCCAUGCCCCGACCGGUUCGAUUGGAUCAGGGUUCGUGAUCAGAUGUACGACGAGAUCAUGACCAAGGGAUACAACGAAGAGCGUGGUCACUUCUGCCAGAGUUACGAGAGUCGUGACGUCCUCGAUGCAUCUAUCAUGAUUGCUCCCUUGGUCUUCUUUGUGGCGCCCAAUGAUCCACGAUUCAUCAGUACUCUGAAGAGAAUCCUGGAGAACCCUGAGAAGGAGGGUCUGUCCAGUGCAAAGAUGGUCUUCCGUUAUGACCACCAAAGAGCCAACGAUGGCGUUGGAGGAGGUGAAGGCGCCUUCAUCAUGGUAACCUUCUGGCUUGUUGAAGCCAUGGCUCGUGCUGCUCAUUAUGAUGUGCCAAUCGCGAAUAUGUGGAAGCUCGCGCUUUCACACUUUGACAACAUCCUGUCCUACGCAAAUCACCUAGGCAUGUUCUCCGAAGAAGUUGCCAUUUCUGGUGAGCAGAUGGGCAACACCCCACAGGCAUUCAGUCAUCUGGCAUGUAUCAGUGCGGCAAUAAAUCUGGAGAGACUUGGAUCAAAGUAG
Messenger RNA from Penicillium bovifimosum, 2037 nucleotides. RefSeq names its product glycoside hydrolase family 15 protein. Lineage: Eukaryota; Fungi; Ascomycota; Eurotiomycetes; Eurotiales; Aspergillaceae. Gene Ontology annotation, molecular function: hydrolase activity, hydrolyzing O-glycosyl compounds. The record is from RefSeq and is a predicted model, not a curated record. The transcript has 3 exons. Gene Ontology annotation, biological process: carbohydrate metabolic process. Bases 1 to 2037 code for a protein of 678 amino acids.